Molecule: messenger RNA, 2311 nt
Organism: Gossypium arboreum
Lineage: Eukaryota; Viridiplantae; Streptophyta; Magnoliopsida; Malvales; Malvaceae
Exons: 4
Coding region: 1-2157 (718 amino acids)
Source: RefSeq, a predicted model, not a curated record
AUGGAGAUCCAACAUUUUGCCUACUCCGGUAAGCUCAGCUUUAGGGAGGCGGAUGGGGAGAUUGAAUGCGUCGGGUGCCUGGAUGUCAUUAACGGUCCAGCUUAUAUUUCUGAAGAAGACAAUUUUGCGAUGCACAAAGUAUGUGCUGAAAUGCCACCUCUAAUACAAAAAGAUGCUUUUCACCCCCAUCCACUCAAAUUCAAAUUGAUAGACGUAAUUGUGUGUGAUGCAUGUAGCAGAUUGUUGUUUAGUUACAUCAGUUACAGGUGCAUGUACUGUGAUUUCAACAUCGAUUUUAGAUGCGCUAAAGCUAUUAUAAAUGAUGAGAAUAAGAUAGAAAAACGUGAUGAUGAGGAUCUCCAAAGGACCCGAACUCUCCAUUUCUGCCACCCACAUCAACUGACCCGUUGCAAGGUUUCGCCAAUGACCGAGUUUGGAGAAGAUAUGAUUGAAAACAUAUGGGAGCCAAAUAAGUUGAAGUGCGUGGCAUGUAAAUGGAAGCUCCAAGAUACACAGACUUUCAUGUGCCUUCCUUGUAAAUUUAUCAUACACGAAUCAUGUAUGAAUGACUUGCCGAUGCAAGUUCAAAGUAGUCUGUUUCACCCUCACCAUAUUCUUCACCCUCGACCUUUCUUUAAUGCAGGGGGAGAAGUUCGAUGUUAUGCUUGUAGGAAGAAAGUUAAUGGUUUCAGCUUUUAUUGUAAUAAAUGCGAUGUUGACUUGCACGUUUCAUGUGCCAAGUAUCGAACUCGUGCUACAAAGCAUAGUUGUCAUCCUCACAAUCUUCUACAAUUGGGGAAGAGCAUUAUCAAAGGGAUAUCUUGUUGUGCAUGUGGUCGUAAAAAUUACAAUGACUCCCUUUUCAGUUGCAGAAAGUGUGAUUUCAAUGUACAUCCUAAAUGUAUACCACUACCGUCUAGUUUUGAGCAUAAACGUCACUUGCAUUCACUUGCACUUGUAAGUCCUUUUGCUGAAGAUAAUUCAGAAGAUUAUUAUUGCGAUAUGUGUGAGACAGAAAGAAAUCCAGAAAUUCAUGUUUAUUAUUGUGUGGAAUGCAAUUAUAUUGCGCAUAUUGAUUGUGUCCUUUCCGAGGUACUUGAACCUCUGGAAGAGAUACUUUUAGAUGCUCAAAGAAUGGAAGAGAACUUUGAUAAGGGAAGUUUGAGAUUGGAGAUGAUGCUAAGAGUUUCUUUCCAUCCUCAUGCGUUGAUACCAAGUGGUGGUGAUGAUGAUGAUGAUGAUGAUAAAGAAACAAUAUUUGUGUGUGACAGAUGUGAAGAACUAUGUAUUGGUUCUCGUUAUUGCUGUAAACUUUGUUCUUUCAACCUUGACAGUAGAUGUGCUACUUCAAAAGAUGAAACCCCAAAAGAAAGGAGUAUCAAAACCAUAGUCAACCAUUUUAGUCACAUCCAUCAAAUUACACGAUGCAAGAUCGGGAUUUUACAAAGCCAUCCAUACUUGGAUUUGAAUUGCAUGGCAUGUAGACAACGCCUUUGUGGUAUAAUAUAUGCUUGCACUCAUUGUUUAGAAUUCUUUGUACAUGAAUCCUGUCUCAAGCACAUGCUGAUGGAAGUUCAGAGCUUGUUCCACCCACAUCCUCUUCACACAUUUCCAUUCAUACCCAACCAACGAGAGAUAUGCGAAGCUUGCGGUGAUUAUGUUGAGCACCUAGUUUUUAGUUGUCCACAAUGCGACAUCUCCAUGCACUAUUCAUGUGCUAAGUAUCAAUUUCGUAAGAUAAAACAUAAUUUCCAUGCCGAUCACCAUCUUCUACAUUUGGGGAAAGGCUUUUUCGGUGAUGAGUCUCCCCUAUGUACUGAAUGUGGUCUAGCUUGUAAGGAUACAUUGUUCAACUGCCGCAAGUGUGGGUUUUACAUACAUCUUGAAUGCAUUCCACUACCAUCUAUCGUCAAGCACAAACGUCAUUUGCAUCCACUUGUACUCACAACUAUAGUGACUGAAGAUAGUUCUGAAGAAUACUAUUGUGAUACAUGUGAAACACAAAGAAAUCCAGAGCAUGACAUUUAUUAUUGCGAAGAAUGCAACUAUACAUCACAUAUUGACUGUGUGCUUUCAGAGGUUGAACCUCCAGAAGAGAUACUUCAGUUUCUAACUCCACAUUCAAAGGAAAGUGAUUGUGACAUCAAUGGAAAAUAAUUCUUUGAACAUUUGCAAGUAAGUUUAUUAUAUUUAAACUAUGUAAUUUGGCAUGUAGUUUUUAACUAAUACUUAAACUUUCAUCAUUUCAUUUAAAUUGUAUAUUUCGAAAAUUUAAAAACAUAGCUUCUUAUAUCCCAAAGAAUAAAUUGCA